This is a messenger RNA of Micromonas pusilla CCMP1545, 816 nucleotides long. RefSeq lists its product as uncharacterized. The coding region runs from base 1 to 816 and encodes 271 amino acids. The transcript has a single exon. Lineage: Eukaryota; Viridiplantae; Chlorophyta; Mamiellophyceae; Mamiellales; Mamiellaceae. The record is from RefSeq and is a predicted model, not a curated record.
AUGGCGUCGUGGACGCUCGAGACGCUUCAGCGCGCGGUAGACGAGGUCACCGCGCUCGUGGCCAUCUACGGUCCCGACGGAUGCGACCCGGACGCGCCCACGGACGCGAUGGUCGCGGAGACGGACGCGCUGGCGACGGCCGAGCGCGUCCUAGCGCUCGCGUCGUCGUCGUCCGAUGCCGACGUCGCAGCAGUCGCGGCGGUCGCGGCGCGCGAGGUCCCCGCGCUCGGCGUCUCCGUGUCGUUCCUCGGGAGCCGCCUCCGCGGCGCGCCCGUGCGCGUGGACGCGACGAUGCCGCCGGGGUACCCGUCGAAGCGCGCGCCGUCCUUCGACGUGCGCGCCGCGGCGAGCGCGUCGCUCGAGGAGAUCAGCGAGUUGAGAGCCGCGGGAGAGAGCGCGAUGCUCGACGCGCGAGGCGUCGAGGAGGAGGAGGAGGAGGAGGACGGCGCGGAGUGCGUCGCCCCCGCGCUGGACGCGAUCCGCGCGCGAAUCGAAGAGCUCGACGCGACGCUGCGCCGCCGCGCCGAGGACCGCGAGACGACGACGACGACGACGACGACGACGACCUCGACGACCUCGACGACCGUCUCGCGUCGACUCUUGUGGUUCCAUCACAUCAAGGCCAAGUCCAAGCGCAAGGACGCGGUCGCGUUCGCCAGGGAGCUCGACCUCGGCGGCUUCAGCAAGCCCGGGUACCCGGGCGUCGUCGUCGUCGAGGGGAGGCGCGAGAACGCGGACGAAUACGUGCGACGGCUGCGAGCGCUGAGGCGCGUUCUAUCUUACACUGGUCCCCAUACGACCCCGUCCGCGUGGUGA